AUGGACAACUGUGGCGUGACUUCGGUCCUGAACUUCCGUGACGUCGGUUCCACGGUGAACAGCUAUCUUGGACGCAAGAAACGCCUGCGGGAUGACCUGGGCAUCAAGGCGGUGAUUGACCUGCGCACCAAGACCGAACACGUCAGGCAGGCCAAAAAGCGCCAGGCCGAUCUCCAGAUUCCCGCGCUCCUGCAGUCCAACGCUGCACUGGCUGAGCCGAUCCAGAUAUCGGGCCUAAAGUAUCACGAGAUCAGAGUCACUGGCGGCAACUUUGAGCGGUUUCUGAUAUCGCAGGUCUCUUGGGGCGGAUUCAUCCGUCUCAUCUUCCUGUUCAUCUUCGGCUAUCGCAAUGAGGGUAUCUCUAUUCUAUCCCGCGAGGUUAUGCUGCCACGUGGCCUGGUAGGUCUGGGUCUCGACACCCUUGACCAAUCCGGACCCGAGGUUGCCAAGGCCCUCAAAGUCUUCCUCGACCCUGCAGGCUCGCCCACGUUGGUGCACUGCACCCAAGGCAAGGACAGAACAGGGCUCAUCGUAACUCUCGUGCUGCUGAUCCUCAAUGUGCCUCUCGAAGCCAUUGAACAUGAUUAUUCUUUGACGCAGGGAGCGCUCGAGUCCGAGAGGGAGGAGAGGUUGAUCGAGAUGAGAGAGAUCGGUUUGACGGAUGAGUGGUUCGACACGGCACCGGACAUGAUCGCCAGAAUCGCUCUGCACCUCGACAGCGUCUAUGGUGGAGUCGAUAAUUACUUGGACAAGAUCGGGUUUGACCAGGAUGACCGUCGGAGACUGAGGGAACGUCUGCUAUGCUAG
Colletotrichum gloeosporioides is the source of this 807-nucleotide messenger RNA. RefSeq lists its product as uncharacterized. Gene Ontology annotation, molecular function: phosphoprotein phosphatase activity. The coding region runs from base 1 to 807 and encodes 268 amino acids. The record is from RefSeq and is a predicted model, not a curated record. Gene Ontology annotation, biological process: dephosphorylation. Lineage: Eukaryota; Fungi; Ascomycota; Sordariomycetes; Glomerellales; Glomerellaceae. The transcript has 5 exons.